AUGGUCCAAUUUCUUCUUUCACAUGGUGCAAAUAUCAAUGAAGAAAAUGAUAUAGGAGAUACUGUUUUUCAUUGUGCAGCAUUUUGUAAUAGUAUAGAAACGGUCGAAUUUCUUCUCUCACUUGGCGUAAAUAUAGAUGAGAAAAAUGGAUAUGGAUCCACUGCUCUUAUCUGUUUUGCAAUUAAAGAGAAUACUGAAAAAAAAACGGGAGAAUUUAUUCUAAAACAUGGUGCAAAUGUCAAUGAAAAAAAUAAUCGUGGAGAAACCACUCUUCAUAAUGCAGCACGUAAUAACAAUAUAAAAAUAGCGGAGCUUCUAAUUUCACAUAGUGCAGAUAUCAAUGAAAAAAAUAAUCAUGGAGAAACCGCUCUUCAUUAUGCAGCAGAGUCUGAAAGUGAAGAUAUAAUCAAACUUCUUAAAUCACACGGUAAAAAUAUCAAUGAAAAAGAUAAUGAUGGAAAAACUGCUCUUCAAUAUGCAAAAGAAAGAAAAAUGGUCAAAAUAACCAAACUUCUGGCUUCACAAGAUUCAAAAGUAGAACAUUCCCCUAGAAAACUAGGUUGUUGCGAAAUUUUUUGA
Molecule: messenger RNA, 579 nt
Organism: Trichomonas vaginalis G3
Lineage: Eukaryota; Parabasalia; Trichomonadida; Trichomonadidae
Product: cyclin-dependent kinase inhibitor 2C-related family
Exons: 1
Coding region: 1-579 (192 amino acids)
Cellular component (GO): nucleus; cytoplasm
Molecular function (GO): protein binding
Source: RefSeq, a predicted model, not a curated record